CGGCGCUUUGCGGCAGUCGUUGGCGGUGGCGAGGCCGGCGGGCGCGGGGCCGCCAUGGAGGGCGGCGGGAACUCCAAGGGCACCGGGCUCGGCGGCCUCUUCGGCGCCGGCGGGCUCGGCUACUCGCACGCCGACCUGGCCGGAGUGCCGCUAACUGGGAUGAGCCCUUUGUCGCCCUAUUUAAACUUGGACCCCAAGUAUCUAGUACAGGAUACAGAUGAGUUUAUCUUGCCCACAGGAGCCAACAAAACUCGAGGCAGAUUUGAGUUGGCCUUUUUUACCAUUGGAGGAUGUUGCAUGACAGGGGCAGCAUUUGGUGCACUGAAUGGUUUGAGACUUGGCUUGAAGGAGACACAGAAUAUGGCAUGGUCAAAACCUAGAAAUGUACAAAUUCUAAAUAUGGUGACAAGGCAAGGAGCAUUAUGGGCUAACACUCUGGGAUCACUGGCUCUACUUUACAGCGCAUUUGGAGUCAUCAUUGAAAAAACACGAGGUGCAGAAGAUGACCUGAACACCAUAGCUGCUGGAACCUUGACAGGAAUGCUAUAUAAAAGCACUGGUGGAGUGCGUGGGAUGGCACGAGGUGGCAUCGCAGGUCUGACACUGACCGGCCUCUACGCCCUGUACAACAACUGGGAGCACAUGAAGGGCUCCCUAGCCCGGCAGUCCCUGUGAGCAGGGCAGAGGACAUGCUUGCUUAGUCACCAAUCAAAUCAGUUGUGAGAUCUAUCUGGUGCCCCUUGCUCUUUUAUUUACAAUUAGUGUGAAACUGAUGGAAGCUGUGCUGGGAGGAACUUCUUGACACGGUGUAGCUGGACUAGCCCUUCCCUCCGUGCUAGCCAGUUGCUGGAGAGGCAACAAUAUUUGUUGGACUGGCAAGUGAACAGAGUGGCCACCAAGAUAGUCUCCCUGCCACGCUCCCCAGGCAGCCCUGGCCAGAGCUGCCAGGCAUGCUGGACCCCCAUAGCUGCUCCUGCUCGCUGCCAGGUUUGUUGGGGUGCCUGCUAAAGUCUGUGUCCAUAGAGCACUCCCUGGAGUCCCAGUGCCUCACGUGGCCAGCCUGGCAGCACAGCCCCAGUAACAUGGCACAGGGCAGGGCUUGCUAUUCUGACAGCACAAGGCAAGCUAUCAAAAGGGACAUCAUCAGAAUAAAAAGGGUGGUACUUACUCAAUACCAUUUCUAUCCUUUGCUCUUCCUGCUAUUGAUAAGACAAAAGUGUGCUACAUCCAGUGACCURUUUAGGGAAUCAUUUUAAAGAGCCAAUGUGGUGAAAUUCUGGGGGGGUUGGUGGGUGAGGGGAGGUGGACAAGCAGGUUGAUCAUCUCUUAUGGGUGAUUAUGGUAAGGCAUACCAGGCCUUGACUUCACUUCCUUAUUUACUCUAAUAAAGAAGGAGCUGGUUGUUUAUGGAUGAAAUACAGGUGCUGUUGCAGAACAACUGCCAGUGGAUUAUUGAAACACUUGGGUGCUCCAAUAUCUCAGAAUACAAUUAGAAAACAAAAAGUAUAAAGACUCCAGUAAUUAUCUGUUACAGGACUUAAAAUUAGAAAGAAACUUUUUGCCUGAGGUACCAUUUGUAGGUUAUAGGCAGAAUGAAGACUAUGAUGAAGCCACACUUUCUCCUGUGUUGAAAUUAGACCAUGUACCAAGCAUCAUUUGCAGAGAAAUUAAACAGUAAGUUGGGAAUUAGUUCAGUAAUUAGAGUUACUGUACAACAACUCAUUCCUUCCAUAUUUAAAUAAUUAAACAACUGAAUUAUUAAAGAGGUCUGAGGACAGAGAAAGCAGAGCAAGGGAAAACCAGGAAACCUGCUGGUCAGGAGACAACUUAAUGCAUACCAAAUUUACUUCUGAGUUUCUGCUACUUUUGAGUUUCAGCUCUUGAGAAUUACACUGCACCCAAUAAAGUAAAAACAACAAAAAACAGUAAAGGGAAGGUGGUAGCACUUACCUUCCCCCAAGAAGAAAUWCAGCUUUGCUAAGAACCCUCCUCAGGAGGAAAUAAUUACUGACACCRGCUUUUUAUAGAGCAAACGCUCCAACUAACAAGCCCUCGCAGCUGAAUUCAAUUAGCUUUGCUUGGAUAMCAGGUCAAAUUAGAUGCUUUAUGCCAGUGCUUAAAGUAGCAUGAAGAAAACAGGCCUUUUCUUACCCCUUUGGUCAAAGCUGGUUUUUGUUAAGCCUUAUAUUUCAGUGUUUAGUGCUCUGCAUGUUACUGUUGUGGUGUGAGAGCUGGCCUUUCUAGCAUGCAAGUUUUCUAGACACUUGCAGGACUGAAACGUGACCCAGGAACUGUUUGCCCUAAUUGAAGCUGGAAAACUUUAAUCUAAAUUGAAGAUUAACAAAUGUAUUUCCUCCUUCAGGUGCACUGGAGAUAACAAAGAAACAAGCCUUUUCAGGUUUAUAGUUAGCACAAACCUUAAGGCUAGGCUGACUCUUGAACAACCUUGACAUGUUAUCUGGUCUGCAGUGUCCUCAGAUGUUGUGGAAUUGCUCAUUUCAAGGGCAGAACUGAGAGCAUUUCUCUGAAACAUCUGUGUUACAGCUGUUCGGAGUUUGGUUCAUAAUCUGUUUGUAUGUGGAGUGAUCUAUAGCUUGAGUAUGAAACACAACCAGCAAGAGGCAGCGGUGAGGGAGGUGAAUUGUAUGAUACAAUACAGAGAAUGUAGUCACAGUGUUCAGUUUACUGGCAAUCAGCAUAGAGUUGCUGCUUCAAAUUGUGAAGCAGCAAAACUAUCUCCAGGUUCACUAGGAAUAGAAGUAUGUAAAAUCAAGUUGAAAGCAGAAUUUGGCUCGAGUUAGAGCCCUCCCAUUUAUUCYUCAUAAAUGUGAGCAUGGGAGACCUUGGCUGUCUUAAAGAGCAGGGUUUUGGGGCCAGUCAGUAUCUUUGCUGAUAGAUCCAAGGCAGCUUUGCAUGCUGCAGCACCAAAUGAGGGAGCUGAGACAACAAGUGUAGUGAAAGGRUUUUGAGUCUUGUGAAGCCAGUUUUGCUUAGUCUUUGGAACAGAAAGGCAAAUCCAUUUGCACCAUUCCCUGUCAGCAAGUGACUUCUCWUACAGUUGAAUUUGUUGAAAAAUCACUACUUAAGGUAGACAUCUCCAGGCACCCUGAAGCAGAACCAGCUUCUGAAAACCAAAGGCAAAGGUAUGUUAGGACAGCACAAUGAUCCAGUAUUCAGUCUGUGUCCUGGGAUCUAAUCUGGAACUUCAAAAGGAGGAGAWAAAUCCUUUUGUAUGCUUUAACAGAAGAUUACCCCUUUGCUUAAUAAAUUCUAGAUAGGAAACCGGUAUGUUUUAAGUGGAGCUGUGUGUACUGUCUGUGAGYAUUGGUCUGUGCUGUUAAAUGCCAGCCAGUGCAGGGACACCAGAAGGUACCCCAACCCUUUUUGGUACUUUCCCAGCAUUAUUAAUACCUGCUGUGUGUUCCUCCUGGGUAGAUCCCCUUCUGUCUGCCCCCUCUCYCCCUGCUCUGUGGGAACAGCUGUCCACUCACUCCACAGCUGGUCUGAGGACAAGUGAAGGGGGCUGGUGCCCCAGGAACCUGUGGCCACACUGUUCAGAAAGAAGUGGGAGGAAAGGAAGCAUUCCUCAGUACAAGGCAUCAAUCUGGUAUCUCAGCUUGUUCAAAAAAAAGUUCUCCAGCCCUUUGAGAACCCGAGAAUAGCAUUCUCUGUUCUGGCUACCUGUCCUUGUUAUCUUGGGAUAAUUAAAAAGUAUUUUGUCCCUCUCUUUGAAAGCUAAACACUCAGGAUACACAUUCAAGAGUUCUGCAUGUGACUACUAACAAUAGAAUUUACAGUCCACUUUAAAAAAAAAGUGUGUGUGUAUGUCUGUGUGUGUGUGCAUGCAUAUCCCCACAUGAAAUUCUAAGGUAUUGUGGUUUAAAGGCUGCCAGGCCCAGCUGUAAAUAUUCUCUUAUUGAACAAUGCAGGCUGGAGUUCAAAUAACRGAAAAUCCUCAGAGGAGGAACCAAUCACACAGGGAUGCUGAUGUUCAAACACCAGYAAGACAGAGAAGAACUCACUUCCAAUUGCACAGCCAGACCACAGAUGUUGUUCAGUCAUGACAGGACCAAAUGCUACUAAAAUCCAUAAAUCCUCUUGACGUAUUCAAGGGUGGGAAGAAGCAAAUGGGUCAUUCUGUCCAAGUCGGUAUUUCUUCCAACAGCUGAGUAAAGCCCAGGUGACUGAGACACACCGGCUGUGUGUCCCGUGGCUGACACUGCAAAAUGGUGCCUGACUGGAGUUUCCCAUGAGGUGUGUAGGGGUGGGCCUGGUCCCAGAGCWCCCUGUUUGGAAGCUCAGUGCAGCUCCAGGCAGUGGUGAAAUGAACUAAAGCACAUGAAUCCAAUCAGGAUGGAAGCACGAGGGCAGCAGCUUCCAGAGGCAAACUGGCAAGGUGCCACAGCAGCUUUUGUUAACCAUCUUGCAAAUGAGACAUAACACACACUCUGGUUGCAACUCUUUUUUAAUGGAAAAGACUAAUCAAUGUUUUACAUAAAUAUCAAUUAGUGACAACAAGUCAGUUGAGUAAGUAAAGGAAUACAUACCCCAAGUCUUAAAGGCUCAUAAUGAACUGACAAAGUAGCACACAAUGACAACUACAAGGAAUUAAGUAGAAGAGGUGGGCUGCACAUCAAUCACCUUCAUUAAGUUCAACUGCUAAUCACAUCAGGCUCUUAUUGGAGUUAGUCACAGUGCAGUCUUCCMAUACAGCAACAAGGACACAUGGGAAGGGUAAAGUGAACUUCUGAAACACCACUCUGCCUCCAGCAGAAAGCCCUGUCUAUGAAAGUACAAAAGCCUCAAGUGUUUUGCUGAUGUUAAGCCCUUKCAGGGUCUGGUUUCAGAUGUGCAGUCUCCCCUUCUCAGACUAAAAACUUACUUUUAAACAAAUGCACAGGAUCGACCAGACAGGAAUGUGUUCACACUGCAAAGGUCAGCUCUUAAUAAUAAUUUCUUUUCUACAGGGUUGUGAAGAACUCAGAUCACUUUAAUUCCCAGGCAGGCUGCAGGGAUGGGGAGAGGAGGGCAAAUUUUCAUAGUCAUUAAGAGCAAUUUGUCAAGUAAAAGCUGCACUAGAAACUAUGGAACUUCACAGUUUUUUCCAUAGAGCCCGAUAGGCAUGAUCCACAUUUCCAUCCAGUGCGUUUGUACUCAUUCCUACAAGCUCAAAAGGCUGAAUAUCUGAAGAGGUAUUGCUUAUAUUAUGUCCACAGCUUCAGGGAUCUGAGUUACUGGACCCCGCUUUCACAUACAUAAUCACAUGGAAACCACAGAUUGAAUACCUUUAAACGGCACCAGUGGGAGCCACAGUUUGCCAGGUUAGUUUCUCMGUAAAACAGCAUGGCAUCAAUCUGCUUAAAGGCAUCUAAUUCCCCAAAUAUUACCUUUAAAUAUUAUGUAGCUAAGAUGCCUGCUUUCCAGUGGUUUAGUCAAUAAUUCAUUGUAACUUAUCUGGAACUAACAGAAUCACAUUUUGUUUUACAGCUUUUUCAGUGACAUUCAAAUAGUUUUUAAAUACUGGGGACACAGUAGGAUCUGAUCUACUGGUSCAUGAAAAUUAACACCCCACUCUGUUCUCUGACUGGCCCAAAAAUUCACAAGAAAAGUUUUGAUUUAAAAGUAAGUUACCAAUUCUCCUGUCGCAUGUUAGGUCCCAUAAAUCUUUAUCUUUUUGAAGCCUGAACUACACAUACUCAUCUGGGAAAUGCACCAACACAAAGUGCAAAUGAAACCUCCAUAAAACAAAUCGCUUCCAAGUACAGCCUAAGUAAGUUGGAACCCCAUCCAUGACAAGGYUGUAGCAGCUGAGAGGAACAGGAGCACUUCUGAAGUCACUCUCAAAGGUGGACGUUGCACAGCACCAGGAAGAUUCUGCUUUAUACCUGCACUGGCCUCAACACAGUUCAAGUGACAACCCAUUAAAGAUCCUUGUAUGCCCAUUAACAGAUACAAAUUUGCUAACACCUCUGUAGAUCAGAUUGCUUAUGCUCAGUGGGUUUACAUUUCAGAAU
This is a messenger RNA of Malurus melanocephalus (red-backed fairy wren), 6014 nucleotides long. RefSeq names its product translocase of inner mitochondrial membrane 23 homolog B (gene TIMM23B). Gene Ontology annotation, biological process: protein import into mitochondrial matrix. Lineage: Eukaryota; Metazoa; Chordata; Aves; Passeriformes; Maluridae. The transcript has 7 exons. The coding region runs from base 55 to 675 and encodes 206 amino acids. Gene Ontology annotation, cellular component: TIM23 mitochondrial import inner membrane translocase complex; mitochondrial inner membrane. The record is from RefSeq and is a predicted model, not a curated record. Gene Ontology annotation, molecular function: transmembrane protein transporter activity.